Molecule: messenger RNA, 1278 nt
Organism: Anastrepha ludens (Mexican fruit fly)
Lineage: Eukaryota; Metazoa; Arthropoda; Insecta; Diptera; Tephritidae
Gene: GstE10
Product: glutathione S-transferase 1
Exons: 1
Coding region: 358-1077 (239 amino acids)
Biological process (GO): glutathione metabolic process
Molecular function (GO): glutathione transferase activity
Source: RefSeq, a predicted model, not a curated record
AAAAUAAAAUGCAAAGUAUUUCGUAUCCAAUCAGAUAUCAUUUGUUAAAGUAAAUUAAGAAACAUUUUGCGACUGUGUCGCUAACAAAGCAAGUAUCUGACGUCAUUAUUAAACCAACGAGUAUAUCUUAUCAUCAGAAUGUGUAUUCCCAAAGCUCAUAUCGCUCUCAGCUCAUACGAUAGUCUGGAAGAAUUAGCGGGAAAGAUGUAUAAAACUGCACGAUUGCGAUUAUGCAGUCAGUUAUUACGCUGCGAACGCUAAAGAGCAGUAACGUCAGCAGAAGAAGCUAAACUUUUUAAAUAAACCCGAUAUCAGAGAAAUUAAUUAAGAUUUUUAAGUGAUACAAACUAUCCAAUAAUGUCGUCCAAAUUAGUUUUAUAUGGCACUAAACUAAGUCCACCCGUUCGCGCCGUGCAGCUCACCCUCAAAGCACUUAAUCUUGACUUUGAGUUUCGCGAAUUGAAUCUCUUUUCCAAAGAUCAGUUCCAACCGGAAUUCCUAAAGAAGAAUCCCCAACAUACAGUGCCUGCUCUAGAGGAUGGUGAACACAUAGUUGUGGACUCGCAUGCUAUUGCCGCCUAUUUGGUGCGCAAGUAUGGCAAGGAUGAUGCUCUCUAUCCGAAAGAUUUUCACGCACGCGCCAUUGUUGAUCAGCGUCUAUACUAUGAAGCAGCCACAUUGUUUGCCACCUGCCUUAAGCAAAUUACCAGUCCACUCUUUUACCAGAAUGUCACUGAGGUGCCAAAAGAAAAAUUCGAUCAAAUACGCGAUGCCUACACUAUGCUGGAGGAAUUUCUCGCCAAAAGCACCUACGUAGCUGGGGAGAAUUUGACAAUUGCCGAUUUCAGCAUCGUUUCGACGGUGAGUUCAUUCAAUGCGGCCUUUGUGUCAGUCGAUAAGAGCAAGUGGCCGAAAUUGGCUGAAUGGCUGAAACGUUUGGAAUCAUUGCCAUACUAUGCGGAGGCGAAUGGGGCAGGUCUAAAGAUGUAUGCCGAUUUAAUUCUUAGUAAAUUGCCAAAGCAAUAUGAGAAGCUGUGGAAGAAGGCAUUGGAAGAUAUCAAAAGUAGCAAGCAGUGAGUGGCAAGUGUGAGAUAUGCACUAAAAUGAAUCAUAGAGUCGAUUUUUGCGAUGGUCGUUAAAAAUGUUAAGUAGUCAUUAUGCAAUAAUACAUUUGUCUUAAUUGAGAAUUGUAAAUAAAUAUUUGUGAGCUUAUUUUUAACCGAGUAAAUUGUAUGGCAUAUGUAUGAACUCGUUUUGCUUAAAAUAAAUUAAGCAAAU